Molecule: messenger RNA, 1173 nt
Organism: Pelodiscus sinensis (Chinese soft-shelled turtle)
Lineage: Eukaryota; Metazoa; Chordata; Testudines; Trionychidae
Gene: DNAJC9
Product: DnaJ heat shock protein family (Hsp40) member C9
Cellular component (GO): nucleus; cytoplasm
Molecular function (GO): heat shock protein binding
Source: RefSeq, a predicted model, not a curated record
GAGGAGGCGACGCGGCACUUCCAGCUCCUAGGCAAGGCCUACGUGGUGCUGAGUGACCAGGCGCAGCGGGCGCUGUAUGACGAGCAGGGGGUGGUAGAUGAGGAGUCAGAUGCGCUGAGCCUGGACCGCAACUGGGAGGAAUACUGGAGAUUGCUCUUCAAGAAGAUCACCAUAAAAGAUAUUGAAGACUUCGAAAAGAAGUAUAAAGGUUCAGAAGAAGAGCUAGCUGAUAUUAAAGCAGCGUAUAAAGAUUUCAAGGGAGACAUGGACAAAAUUAUGGAAUCUGUACUGUGUGUUGAUUAUGCAGAUGAACCAAGAAUAAGGAAGGUCAUACAACAAGCCAUUGAAUCUGGAGAAGUUCCAUCUUACAAAGUCUUUGUAAAAGAGUCUAAGCAAAAAAUGAAUGCAAGAAAAAGGAGGGCUCAAGAAGAAGCUAAAGAGGCAGAAAAGACCAGGGAGGAACUUGGCCUUGGUGAAGGGGAAGAUGACUUGAAAGCACUAAUUGAAAGCAGAAAUAAAGAUAGAAAGAAAGAAAUGGAUGACUUUCUGGCUCAAAUGGAAGCAAAGUAUGGAAACAAUUCCAAGAAAGGAGGAAGGAAAACAGCACCCAAGAAGGCAAAGAAAUAAUUACCUAUUGACUUUUUCUAGACUUUGUCAAUCCAUAAAUGAAUGCCAGUUCUAGUAAAUCUCUGCAGCCUUCCAGUUCAGAAGACAUGUGCAUCAAUGCAUUGUGGCUGAGAAGAUGAUAGCAAGUACAAUGCAAAUGAACAUCUAAAAUAGUGUCACCAAAAUGUUCUCCCAAUUUUUAAUUAUGGUUACAUAGAUUAUUGAAUUACCACUGUGCCACAGAUAAGGGUUGUAAACUUACUAUUUUGGAUUUAUAUCUAUCAAAAAAUUGAAUUGUGUAAACAGCAAAACCUACCUGAGACUACUGCUGGUGGCAAACCAAUGUAAUUUAACGGGGUUGAGUGUCUUAAUGUUGGGUGCGUGGGGCUUCUUAUCUGAGUAUCUCAUGAACAGAACCAGAAAAUGCUUACUAGUUUUCCCGGUACUACUCUGUUGCUCUUAUGGUCUUUGCACUUCUGUUGAACAGGGCAAGAGUUUUUCAAGUAUUAGUGGGUUUAUUAAAGAUUUUUGAAAACUAGCUUUAAUAAAAGUUUUUGCAGAAUUGUA